UACUCUUGGUAUAACCUUCUUACAAUCUCACUCUCUCCGGAACGAACGAAUUGCAGAUUUACAGUAAGGAGGUCAGGCCAUGAAUACUGAUCGAUUUUUAUCUGAAUUCAGCUAGACCUGGAGAAGCUUGAUCGGUUUGGAUCCCCACAGAGCCCAAUAAAGGGGAGACUAGUGAAAAAGUAAUCUCGAAGGCAUACAUUUUCUGCAUAGAACAUGUCCCAGUACCAAGGGGAUGAUAUCGACUACAUGGCUGAUGAUUAUGAAAUGGCGGAUGUUGAUGAUGAUAUGGAUCAAGAGUUUCGUGGUAGAGGAAUGGGUGACUCAGAGUCGGAUGAUGAUGAAUAUGAUCAAUUGAACAACAAGAUAACAGAUACUUCGUCUGCACAAGCUAGGAGAGGAAAAGAUAUCCAAGGAAUCCCUUGGGAUAGAUUAAACAUUACCAGGUUAAAGUAUAGACAGACCAGAUUAGAACAGUACAAGAACUAUGAGAAUAUUCCUCAAUCUGGAGAGGGUUCUGAAAAGGAAUGCAAACGCACAAUGAAAGGAGGCAUGUAUUAUGAGUUCCAGUGCAAUACAAGAUCUGUGAAGUCAACAAUCCUUCAUUUCCAGCUCAGGAAUUUGGUUUGGGCUACAUCAAAGCACGAUGUCUACCUCAUGUCACACUACUCCAUUAUUCAUUGGUCUUCACUAACUUGCAACAAAUCUGAAAUUCUCAAUCUUUCAGGGCAUGUUGCACCAUGUGAGAAACAUCCUGGGAGUCUCCUUGAGGGAUUUACUCAGACCCAAGUUAGUACAUUGGCAGUAAAGGAUAAGUUGGUAGUUGCUGGAGGUUUUCAGGGAGAGCUUAUUUGCAAGUAUUUAGAUCGACCUGGAGUUAGCUUCUGUUCAAGAACAACAUAUGAUGAUAAUGCAAUCACAAAUGCUGUUGAGAUUUAUGACAGUUCAAGUGGUUCCAUUCACUUCAUGGCUUCAAAUAACGAUUGCGGAGUUAGAGACUUCGAUUUGGAGAAGUUUCAGCUUUCUAAGCACUUCCGUUUCCCAUGGCCUGUUAAUCAUACAUCUCUGAGUCCUGAUGGUAAGCUUCUUGUCAUUGUUGGGGACAACCCUGAUGGAAUGCUAGUGGAUUCCCAAACUGGGAAGACAGUCAUGCCUCUUUGUGGACACUUGGAUUUCUCAUUUGCUUCAGCUUGGCACCCUGAUGGCCAUACGUUUGCCACUGGAAACCAGGACAAGACCUGCCGAAUUUGGGAUGCCCGCAACCUCUCGAAGUCAGUGGCUGUCCUUAAGGGCAAACUUGGAGCCAUCCGAUCAAUCCGUUUCAGUUCUGAUGGUCAAUUCAUGGCAAUGGCAGAACCUGCAGACUUUGUACAUGUUUUUGAUGUGAAGAAUGGGUAUGAGAAGGAGCAGGAGAUUGAUUUCUUUGGUGAGAUCUCUGGUGUAUCAUUUAGUCCUGAUACAGAGUCCCUCUUCAUUGGUGUGUGGGACCGCACAUAUGGUAGCCUCCUUCAGUAUGGCCGUUGCAGGAAAUAUUCGUACCUCGACUCCCUUGUUUGAGUUAGUAUGGGUACGGGUUUGAGGCUUGAUGUGUCUGAUAAAUCACAAUUAAGGAGGAGAAAAUGGUGAAGUCAAAGGAUUGUGUAGAAUUUUCUGGUUUCAUUUUCAAUAAUGGGGAGUAUUUAUCUCCUUUCUUUCUUUCUUUUUUUUGGGGGGAGGGGGGGUAAACCAAGGGUGUAUAAAGGGGCGGUAAUGUACAGGGACCAGAUGCAUUGGUGAGGUGAAGAUGAAACUGAAUGAAAAGAAGGGCUUCUCUCAUUGCAGAGAGAGAGAGAGAGAGACUUGGGCGAUAUAAUGGGUAAUUUAUUGGUGCUGUGUAUCUGUAAACUUGCUUCGUGCUUUAGUAUUCUUCUGCACAACUGUUAGGAAUUUAUCUAGUGGUAUCUUUUUUUUUU
Molecule: messenger RNA, 1949 nt
Organism: Telopea speciosissima
Lineage: Eukaryota; Viridiplantae; Streptophyta; Magnoliopsida; Proteales; Proteaceae
Exons: 10
Coding region: 214-1554 (446 amino acids)
Molecular function (GO): protein binding
Source: RefSeq, a predicted model, not a curated record